AUGCGACGACGUGUCAGUCAGCAGUCUGCAGCAGGAUGGUGUGUGGCGCUGGGAUCCAGGGAAGAAGCGUCGCAGGGUCCGGUGUUCCUGCAGGAGCCACCGCACCGUGCAGACUUCUCCAAUUCCUCCGGUGUCGCCAUUCACUGUGCGGCACACGGCAAACCGCCUCCGAGGAUCUCGUGGCUGCUGUCGGACGGCAGCGAGGCGUCCGCGGUGUCCGGGCUGCGGCAGGUGCUGGACAACGGCACGCUGCUGCUGGCGCCCUUCCCGGCAGAGCGCUACCGCCCAGAGGUGCACAGCGCCGCCUACCGCUGCGCCGCCCACAACUCCGCCGGCACCAUCGUCAGCCGGCGCGUCCAGGUCCGGGCUGCUGUGGAGAAGCAGCACUAUGAGGUUCAGGUGUAUGACGAGUUCGUGAUGGUUGGCAACACCGCCGUACUACGCUGCCACGUGCCCUCCCUGGUGAGGGACCACGUGGUCGUCACGUCCUGGCUACGGGGGAACGCUGAGCGCAUCGUCACUGACAUCCAGUCAGGCGGCCGUUACUCUGUGUUCCCGUCUGGGGAGCUGCAUAUACGUCACGUGACGCAGGCGGAUGGCGCGCUGCCCUACCGCUGCGAGACCAGGCACCUGCUGACGGGGAAGUCCCGGCUCAGCAUCUCAGCCGCCAGACUGCUGGUGACGUCACCGCAGAGCUCUGUGCCUCCCCGCAUCACGGACUCGCGCAGCCACGUGCAGGCGCGCCACAGGCAGCCCGUGGAGCUGCCCUGCGCAGCACAGGGCUUCCCGCUGCCCUCCUACACGUGGUUCCGCAGCCAGGGCGCCUCCAGCCAGCGCGUCGUCCUGGAGGAUCGCGUGCGGCAGGUGGGCGGCAGCCUCUUCCUGGCGGCCGCGCUGCUCAGGGACUCUGGCCGCUACGUCUGCGUCGUCAACAACUCGGUGGGCGCCGAGCGCGCCUCCACCUCGCUGCUCAUAACCACGCCGCUGUCGGCCUACGUGGCGCCGCAGCAGCAGACGGUGGACGUGGGGCGGCCCGCGCAGCUCAACUGCUCCACCGAGGGCCACCCCCAGCUGGCCGUCUCCUGGCUCAAGGACGGCCGGCCGCUCCACACCUCCAGCAGGGUCAGGCUGCUAACCCCGCAGACACUGCGCAUCGAACACGUGGAGCAGCAUGAUGCAGGGAUGUACCAGUGUGUGGUCUCCAACAAUGACGAGACUGCUCAAGGAACAGCACAGAUCUCAUUGGGAGAUGCGGCGCCAGUGCUGGUGAAGACGUUCGGCGCGGCGACGCUGACGCCAGGUUCCGCGUGGUCUGCAGAGUGCGAGGCCGCUGGCUCACCGCUGCCCUCCGUGUCCUGGCGGCGCGACGGCCACGCCCUCACCACCUCACAGCAGCACACACUGCAGAAGGCAGCGAGAAAUUCAACAAUGGUUCCAUUUGCUGCAGCAGUGGAAAUAACAAACAUAUUAUCGUUUGAAGGACGGAAGUGUGUGCUAAAGAGUAACUGGAAAACAGGCGCGUCGGUGCGGGGGCGGCUGUCGCUGUCUGCUGUGCGGCCAGAGGACGGCGGCGUGUACGAGUGCGUGGCCAGCAGCGCGGCCGGCGCCGCCUCCCACGCCGCCCCCCUGCACGUCGUGGGCCCGCCCCACGUCCGGCCCAUGCCAGACCAGAGGGUCGUCGCCCACACCGACGCCGCCUUCCACUGCCGCGUCACCGGCUACCCGAUCAGCCAGAUACGCUGGGAGAAGGAGGGAACCACGCUACCGGACAACGACAGACAGCAAGUGUUCCAGAAUGGGACACUCAUAAUACAGAACAUGCAGAAACAUUCCGAUGAGGGAGGUUACGUGUGCGUAGCGACAAACCCCGAUGGACUCACUUCAAGAAGCAAGCUGAAUAUUCAGGUCCUGGAACCCCCUCAGAUAGACCCAAUAUCGACAAAGCCGGACCUACAGAGAGGAAUGCGGACGCACCUGUCUUGUAUCGUCAGUAAAGGCGACCUCCCGAUCGAGAUCAGCUGGCUGAAAGACGGCGCGCCGGUUCCCCAGGACGAGGAGGUCUCCGAGAAGACCAUCGACGACUACUCGAGCACGCUCAGCUUCCGCAGACUCGCUCCCAGGCACGCCGGAAACUACUCCUGCCACGCGGCCAACGCAGCAGCCUCCGCCCACUACACUGUGCAGGUUACUGUGAACGAGCCGCCAUCUUGGAAGCGUCAGCCCAAGGACACGCAGGUGGAGGCCGGCAGAUCCGUGACGCUGCCCUGCUCUGCCGAUGGUUCUCCCGUGCCAAGAAUCCUCUGGAAGAAGGAUUCCGGGUCCUCGCCACCCAACUUCCAGGAUGUCAGCAUGCUCAUGUCCAACUACAAGAUUCUGGAUAACGGCAGUCUGUGGAUUCAUAGCGCCCGCCCAAUGGACAAAGGACAUUACCUGUGCCAGGCUGCCAAUGGAUUUGGAAUUGGUCUUAGUAAAGUCGUUUACGUCGAUGUGAGAGGUUAG
Molecule: messenger RNA, 2499 nt
Organism: Schistocerca americana (American grasshopper)
Lineage: Eukaryota; Metazoa; Arthropoda; Insecta; Orthoptera; Acrididae
Product: Down syndrome cell adhesion molecule-like protein Dscam2
Exons: 16
Coding region: 1-2499 (832 amino acids)
Biological process (GO): dendrite self-avoidance; homophilic cell-cell adhesion; axon guidance
Cellular component (GO): axon; plasma membrane
Molecular function (GO): cell-cell adhesion mediator activity
Source: RefSeq, a predicted model, not a curated record